AUGAACAGCACAGAAAAAGCUGAGAAACAACAGUCCGUCAUGUCGGAAAUCGGUCUUCCCAGCCCUGGAGAGGCUGGAGAGCCCAAUUCGGACCGACCGCUCGGGACAGAGUUCCGACAACAGAAUGAAGACCGUAAAGACACGCCUACAUUUUUGGCUUGGGUCACACUCUCCCGACACGCCCACUAUUGCAUGGAAAGGAGAUUUUGGAUCGAUUCAUAACAAAAACAAAUGUUUCUACAUUUCCAAGCCUUACUUUUGCCUGGAUCGAAAAUUCGAAGAAGGCAAUAAGUUUGCAACAAAGAAAUAGAAUCCAAUAAAUGGGUUUAGUAAAAUAGUUGAAAAUUCUUUAGAUCUUUUUGUAGCGCGUUCACGCUUGCUUGUGAUAACUUUUGAGUAUUAGAAAUGAAUUUUGAUACGAACUCCUACUUAGUCAUGUUAAAUUAUCAUAAUACCUACGGAAUCAAGAAGAAAUUUCACAUAUAAAAUCAAAAUCUAUACAGCUUAUAUAACCGAUGAUGAUCCAAAAAGUUACGUACAAAUUUCGAAGCUUUAUUUUUGAACAAAAAUCGAUAGUUUUACAAAAAAAUGAAAGACCUAUAAAAAAACCAAUCUUCUAGAAAUGGAAAGAUAAUUUUACUGCAAAGGGCCAAAAGAAGCAUGUUUUCCUUGUUUUUCCAAAUUCUCAAAAAAACGGUCGGAAGAAAGACUACUAAAAUAGACUUAAAGUUUGAAACAUCUUCUAGACUCGUUUUUGUCUUCUACUUGCUCUUUGGUGCCAUGUCACACUUGGCUCGCAGCUGUGACCCAAAAAAAGAGCCUUGGUGUGACUUUUUUCUUUUACAACUGAUUGUAAAUUAGAGAGAGUCCAUAAUGAAGGCUGAGAUAUGACCUCAACAGAAAAAGAUCUUUGGACUCGCAAGAAUCAAAGAUCGAGUUACUGUAUUUAUUUGAAAUAGGAUUGUCAAUCAAGGUAAAAACUUUUUGUUGAAAAAGCUGUUUCUUGUAAAGUAUAUGGAAAUUUCGUUUUUAAACAAAAAGUUGAAAUACUGAUAAUCGUGUGCCGCAGUGUACUCUAUGUAAUUCAUUUAUCAAAGAGUUUUUUUGAAAGAAAACUGAUACACAAAACAAUAUAAUUUUUAUGAUUAUUAAUUUCAGUUGAAAAAAACUUUCCGCGUACAAUUUCAUGGAGCAUUGCUCACUGGUCGCCAAAAAUACAAAAAUCCAAAACUUUGGCUUUCAUUCGUCUACACAGUUUCCGAGUUCCUAUAUCUAUUCUCGCAGAGUUUAUUUGACUUGGUAUUUAGAGAUUGUUUUACUCAUCUUAAACACUGUUUUCAAAAAACGGCGUCUGUAAAAACUGCGGAAAUUUGCUGAAAAAUCCGUUUGGGACCAAUUGUGGCUGAAAAAAGAUUGCAUUUUCUCCCUUCAAUUCGAAACUUUCCGCAGGUUUCCCAAAGUUUUUCGAUUCUAAAUGUUUCGGGCUUUUGAAGUUUCCUAACUCGAAAACGGAAUCAAUCGCGAGAAAUCUUCUUCUUUUUCUGGGAUCAGGGGGUCCAUAAGUACACUUCAGCAAAGUUCCAGCAAAAGUUCAACCGAGGGGUAAAAGAUGUUUCUUAGUCAAUCAAAAGACCGGUUAAAUGUCUGUUAAAAGAGAGUUUUAAAAAUUUUAAAAGGUUCUAUAAAUGUGCUGAAGGGUAUAUGAGAUAUUGUCGCAAGAGAAAGUGAUAGUUAUACCAUGAAACAAAAUUUUGAUCGACUAGUUCUGCUUCAGUCAUCAUCACGUGGCCAACUUCCGCUGCUUUUCCCAGCCCUCGGACUUCUGCUCAAACGAGAGAAUGAAGCAGAGCUGCAACAUCUUCCAGCGAUGGCGGCGAGAAGAAAGAUGCGUUCAUUUUUGGAAUACCCGUGGCCGAUUUCGAGACCCUUUUUUGUCGCAGUAUACAGUCUAAAACAAAAAACAGAUCAUCGUAAAACAAUGAAAUCCUCUCGAAUACUUUGAUCCCGCAAAGAAUCAGCGGAAACAAAAAAAGCUUCUCAGCAUUUUUUCCUCUUUGAUCUUUUUAGAGUAGCGAGACAGAAACACAAAAAACCUGAUUACCUAAUGAAAAGAUCCCGUCAAAGUUCGCAUCACGGAACGGCUUCCAUUGACCAAAUUUGGUGUUCAGCACCAGCAGAAAUGGAGGAAGUAGGAGUUCGGCGAUUUCCACACAGACGCGGUCAGAACUGACGACGUGACUUCUUUCUCAUGACCCUAGUGGAAAGGCCACGUGGAACGUCAACAACUUUCAAAACGUGCGCGGCCGGGUCAGUGAGAGAGCGUGGAAAAAAAGAGAGUGCGUGUCUCGGUGUAUCCUUGUUUCCCGCGGCCGCCGGCCAGUUUUUUUCUUUCUGGUACUAUCAGAAAUACCUUAACUAAUGCAUUUUUUUUGAUAAAAUGAAAACCAAUCGAUGUGACCAGCUUUUUUGCAGAUUCCCAAAUUUUUUGAAAUGCAGUUUUUGCUGAGAAAUGCACUUUCUCUUUUUUCCACGCUCUCUCACUGACCCGGCCGCGCACGUUUGAAAGUUGUUGACGUUCCACGUGGCCUUUCCACUAGGGUCAUGAGAAAGAAGUCACGUCGUCAGUUCUGACCGCGUCUGUGUGGAAAUCGCCGAACUCCUACUUCCUCCAUUUCUGCUGGUGCUGAACACCAAAUUUGGUCAAUGGAAGCCGUUCCGUGAUGCGAACUUUGACGGGAUCUGUUCAUUAGGUGAUCGAGUUUUUUGUGUUUAUGUCUUGAUACUCUCUCAAAUUCAAAGAGAAAAGAUGCAAGGAAACUUAAUUUUUUUCGGCUGAUUCUUUGCGAAAUCAAAAUGUUUGAAAGGAUUUCAUUGUUUUACGAUGAUCUGUUUUUUGUUUCAGACUGUAUACUGCGACAAAAAAGGGUCUCGAAAUCGGCCACGGGUAUUCCAAAAAUGAACGCAUCUUUCUUUCCGCCGCCAUCGCUGGAAGAUGUUGCAGCUCUGCUUCAUUCUCUCGUUUGAGCAGAAGUCCGAGGGCUGGGAAAAGCAGCGGAAGUUGGCCACGUGAUGAUGACUGAAGCAGAACCAGUCGAUCAACUUUGUUUCAUGGUAUAACUUUUACUUCCUCUUGCGACAAUAUAUCUUCUCCUUUCCGCACAUUUAGAAAACCUUUUAGAAAUUAAAAAAAACUGUUUUUUUCACCUAAUUUGCGUUUUUUGUACUUUGAAGCUUCAUAACUCGGAAACGAGGUCUACUGCGAGAAAUUUUUGUUUUGGAAUCAGGGGGUCCUAAAGCAAAAGUUCAGCCGGGGGUAAGUAACAUCCCCUGGUUGAAAAAAGUUGUUACUGUAAAAGGUUUAUGAAAAUUGAGACACUAAAUUCACCUGUAUGAAAGUUUUCACUUAAAAAGCGGCAGCAGAACAUGUACACUUCUUUGAAAACUUCUUUUUUCAGUCCACAUAGGGUUAAAACCACCUCAAAUUUCAAAAUGUUUUCAUUGUUUUCCUGAUCCUUUUUCAACUGAAUUAAAUGAAAAAAACAGUUUCAAAAUUCGAAAAGUACUUCGAAUAAUUUGAACAGCAGCAGAAACUUGUUGUGACUUCGAUUUGACUUUGAAUUAAUUCAAAAUUUUAUUUUUCAUGCUGAGAAAACUUCAAUUACAAUCGAAAAACUUUGGGAAACCUGCGGAAAGUUUCGAAUUGAAGGGAGAAAAUGCAAUCUUUUUUCAGCCACAAUUGGUCCCAAACGGAUUUUUCAGCAAAUUUCCGCAGUUUUUACAGACGCCGUUUUUUGAAAACAGUGUUUAAGAUGAGUUAAACAAUCUCUAAAUAACAAGUGAAAUAAACUCUGCGAGAAUAGAUAUAGGAACUCGGAAACUGUGUAGACGAAUGAAAGCCAAAGUUUUGGAUUUUUCUAUUUUUGGCGACCAGUGAGCAAUGCUCCUUGGAAUUGUACGCGGAAGUUUUUUUCAACUGAAAUUAAGAAUCAUAAAAAUUAUAUUGUUUUGUGUAUCAGUUUUCUUUCAAAAAAACUCUUUGAUAAAUGAAAUUACAUAGAGUACACUGCGGCACACGAUUAUCAGUAUUUCAACUUUUUGUUUAAAAACGAAAUUUCCAUAUACUUUACAAGAAACAGCUUUUUUUUUUUCAACAAAAGUUUUAUCUUGAUUGACAAUCCUAUUUCAAAUAAAUACAGUAACUCGAUCUUUGAUUCUUGCGAGUCCAAAGAUCGUUUUUCUGUUGAGGUCAUAUCUCAGCCUUCAUUAUGGACUCUCUCUAAUUUACAAUCAGUUGUAAAAGAAAAAAGUCACACCAAGGCUCUUUUUUUGGGUCACAGCUGCGAGCCAAGUGUGACAUGGCACCAAAGAGCAAAGUAGAAAGACAAAAAAACGAGUCUAGAAGAUGUUUCAAACUUUAAGUCUAUUUUUAGUAGUCUUUCUUUCGACCGUCUUUUUGAGAAUUUGGAAAAAAACAAGGAAAAACAUGCUUCUUUGGCCCUUUUGCAGUAAAAUUAUCUUUCCAUUUCUAGAAGAUUGGUUUUUUUAUAGGUCUUUCAUUUUUUUGUAAAACUAUCGAUUUUGUUCAAAAAUAAAGCUUCAAAAAUUUGUACGUAACUUUUUGGAUCAUCUAUCGGUUAUAUAAGCUGUAUAGAUUUUUGAUUUUAUAUGUGAAAUUUCUUCUUGAUUCCGUAGGUAUUAUGAUAAUUUAACAUGACUAAGUAGGAGUUCGUAUCAAAAAUUCAUUUCUAAUACUCAAAAGUUAUCACAAAGGAAGCGUGAACGCGUUACAAAAAGAUCUAAGAAUUUUCCAACUAUUUUACUAAACUCAUUCAUUGGAUUCUUAGUUGUUUUAAGGUCUAUUUCAAAGACUUCGAACUAUUGAAACGACUGUUUCUCAUCUUUCUUGAACUCGUUUUAUUGAAAAACUCUAAAAAUUUCGAAAUCUUUUUCUUAUAUUCUCUUUCAUUUUUUUGAUAUUUUUCAUGAAGAAAAACUUCGAAAGUAAGGUGAUAUCCUUCCUUUUCGUGAAAAUUUACCUCAAUGACAUCUCUCGACUUUUUUUAGAAUUCUUUAUUUAAAAAUCUUAUUGGCUUUCUUUUGUUACAAACUUAUUGCCUUUUUUUCGAAUUUUUCGAUCCAGGCAAAAAGUAAGGCUUGAAAUGUAGAAAUAUUUGUUUUUUUGUUAUAAAGCGAUCCAAAAAUCUCCUUUCCAUGCGAUAGUGGGCGUGUCGGGAGAGUGUGACCAAGCCAAAAAAAUGUAGGCGUGUCUUUACGGUCUUCAUUCUGUUGUCGAAACUCUGUCCCGAGCGGUCGGUCCGAGUUGGGCUUUCCUGCCUCUCCAGGGACUGGGGAAGACCGAUUUCCGACAUGACGGACUGUUGUUUCUCAGCUUUUUUUCUGUGCUGUUCAACUUUCUUGACAGGCCCUUUUUCGAGCUUUUUUUCUGUUUCGAAGUUUUGCAACUUUUUUUCUCUUAUUUUUCAACUCGAGCACAAGUAUUAGGCAGAAAAAUUGAAUUAUUUAAUUGUGCUUAGUUUCAAACUCUGUAGAAUUCGAUCCGUAUUUUUCUUUUUUUCAAAAAUGGUUUUCAGCCAUAAAUUGAAUUGCGAAGGCCUUUCAGUUCUUAUUUUCAUUGAACAUUGCAUCAAAGAGAUACAAAAUAUACUUUUUCUCUAACUUUUUAUUGUGAAAAAAAGCUCUCCAUCUUCGAUUCUUUUUUUCUCAAUUAAUCACUUUUCCAAAGCGCUCUGCAAAAAUAGAAUUGAGAAGCUUCAAGCCUUGUCACUAGAUCCAUUUUCUAUAAUUUGUCAUAUGAAAUUUUGAACUAAACCAUAUAAUUUGAACUCCAAAAAGUUACUACAGCUUGAAAUUAAUGUAUCUUUACUUUUUUUUGAGUCCAAAGAUCGUUUUUUUCUGUUGAGGUCAUAUCUCAGCCUUCAUUAUGGACACUCUCUAAUUUACAAUCAGUUGUAAAAGAAAAAAGUCACACCAAGGCUCUUUUUUUGGGUCACAGCUGCGAGCCAAGUGUGACAUGGCACCAAAAGAGCAAAGUAGAAGAUGUAAAACCGAGUCUAGAAAGAUGUUUCAAGUCGUGGUCUAUUACUCUAGUCUUCCUUUUUGAUUAUCCUUUGAGAGCAACAUAAAAAAAGAUUUUUUUGUUUUUCUCGAUUUUCGCGAUAUUUUUUUGACUUUGAAAUUGUUUGCUCUAAGAAAAACAGUAAUAAUAGGCGAAAUUGAGUUUAAAAAGCCUCGACCUCGGAGCUCCAGUUUUUUUGCUGGAAGAGCGUACUGUAGCGCGCAUUUGUCUGUGUCGCACUUGCUCAUAUUACCAAUUUUUCGCGGGGCUGCGUCUCUCAGGCGAGAGAACGACAGUUUUUUUUUUCGAAAGUCGCAUUUAUUUUGCUUCUAACUUUAUUUGUCACUCGUUUCGGUGCUUCUCAUCGUUUUUUAUCUUCUUUUUUUCUUUUUUUCUGAAACAAAAAAGUUUGUAAAAAGUUUUUUCUAAAGUUCUAAAAUUUAUUUCACCUGUUAUAAAAAUGUAUCGAAAAAUUGAAACGAUCGUAAUUUUCCUAAUUUUCUAGUUUUGUAGUUUUUUUUUGAAUGAAUUUAAUUGCUUUCGAAAAUUUUUUUAUUUUCAGCUCGUUCUAACUUCGGAACCCCCAACGAAAAAUGGCCAAAAAACGUAAGUUAUUUUUUCUUCAUUGCGCUGAAUAAAAAGAAAAUUUCUCAGAAGGCUCCCCGAAACGUUUCCAACAGAAGACGGCGGCCCAACUCAGUGGGUUUUUUUCCUCCAACCUGUACUCAUACUUUCAUUUAAAAUCUGGAACAUAAUCAAUAUUCCAAAUAUUUCAGAUCGUGAAGCCGCUAUCAUCCGCGAGCAACAGGAGCGAGGUAAUUUUCACUCUUUUUUUUAAUAAUGAAAGCUUCAAAACUUGUUUUUACAAAUGAGUCGUUUUCAGCGGACUCACGCCGUGGAGGCCUUCGUCCUCAGGCUUCUCAUCCUGCCGGUCCUGGUCCUGCCGGUCCUCGUCCUGCCGGUCCUCGUCCUGCCGGGCCUCGUCCUGCCGGGCCUCGUCCUGCCGCUCCUCGUCCUGCCGCUCCUCGUCCCCCGCAAGCUGCUCCAUCAGCUGCUGGUAAAUCAUCAUAAUCAGAUCUCCUAAUUUCAAUACAAAAAAAUUAGAUUAACCACGUCAAAAAUUUCCUUGUUUUUUUAAAAUUGUUGCAAUUCAAUCUAUUUUUUUCCUGGCAUUAGCUGAAAAAAAAUGUAACUCUUACUUUUGAUAAAUUACCGAAUUCAGUCGAUGAAGUGCAACCGGAAAAACGAAGCUGUCGUUGCUGCGGACGGGCCCGAGGAACCUGCCGUCGAUUCUCUCGCCGGCAGGCCCGUUUCUGGCAGCGCCAUCGCCAGUAAGUCUCUGCAAGAUUCAGAAUUUCCAUCUCCAUUUUUUUGCAAAAGUACCGUUUCAAAAUAAGAAAGCUUUACAGCGUUCUUAAAUAAAAAGACAUUGAGAUUUGAUUCCAGUAAAAAUCAAAGAGUUCAAACUUCAAUAAACUAUUUGAGAAAUCUUCUCGCUGGAUGACCGUUUGAAUCAAUUCAGUAAAUAUUUAUUCAAGUCUGAUAGAUUUCUCAGCAAAGCUUCAUUCAAAAUAAUUUUUUUUUUGAAAGAAUCGAAAAAUUUUAUUUUCGAGUAUGCAAACGGAAGUUUCAGACGUCGCCAUGCAAGCGGGAAGCUCUGAAAGCUUGAAUUCAAGUGGACCUGCAACCAAACGUCAAAAGCUCGUGGAUAAAGCGACUUCGCCGUUUGGUAGGCGUUUCAUUUCAUCUUUUUCUGGGUUGAGUGUCUUGGGGGAAAUUUCUCUUCAUCCGUGAAUUGGCCUAAAAUUGUCAAACUUUGUCAAGUUCGAAAGAAUUUUUUUCAGUUGCACCGAAAAGUUUUGAUCCGUCGUCGAAGAAUGAAGAGCACACCAACCAGUCUCAUGAUUUGACGCGUCGCGAAGGCGAUAUUAUCGUCCGGAUCGCGCCGAAUGAGAGCAGUGACAGUGAGAUAUUCGCACAAGAAACAUUGAAACUGAAUUUAUUCCAGAUUCUUCGGCUCCUCCUCCAUAUAUCUAUCUAAACGGUGUUCGGUACCGCUGGGCUCCUGUUGCAGUGGAAAAUGGGCAUGACUCGACGGAAUCUACAGGAGAAUUUUCGAGCGCUCCUGUCAUGGGUGCGUCUGAAAAUUUUUUUGUGAAUAAACAGAAAUAAAAAAGAAAUUUGCAUUAAGAAGCCAAAAACCGCUAUAAAUCCGAUUCAGCAGUCCAGCUAAUUCUGUUUUUUUGCUAGCCAUUCAAAUUCAAAUUUUCUAAUAAAUAAAGUUGAAAAAGCUGAAUUCAGCAAAUUUGUGAUUUUGAAGACUUUAGAACCACACAUUCAAAAGUUCUUCUGGAGAAUAUCAUGUUUCGUGAAACAAAUUUCUAAGAAUUCUCAAACUUUUGGGCCUGUGUUUUAUUCGCAAAGUCUUCAGAGACGAUGAACUCCAUCGGCGACGGUGUUUCACCUGCCAUCGUUUCUCAAGACGACGGCAGACGAAGUUCUGCUUCGUCGGUCGUCACGGCUGGUGAGUUACGCGAAAGUUUUUGAACUAAAGUUUGCAUGCGUUAGUUUUUUUUUCCGGAAAAAAGGUAGCACUUGUUUCCACUUUCUAAAAUCUGAAUGAGUUUUUUAUUCUAACAUUUCUUUUCUCGUUUAAUUUCACAAAUUUCGAUAAAAAAAAAUCUAGCAUUUUGAGAAAAAAAGAUCAUGGUCUUUUUCGACUGAACUUUUCUUUCAAAUAUGCAUAUUAAUGAGUUUCAGAAGAACCGAGCGCAGUCUCCACGCAGGCGCCACCAACUCAAGCCUCAAACACUUCCGAAUUGGUUUCGCCAACCUACGGAUGUCAGUUUUACGCGAAAUGAAUAAUAUUUCAGAGAAUAUAUUUUGGCAAAAUUUUGGAGUUCACUUCAAACGAAUUUUCAUUGAGCUAUGAAAGCCAAACUGAUUUUCGGGUUUCAGACACAAACAUCAGCGUGGUGCAAGUCUCCUUCACGAGCAAUGAGUCGAGAGCCGCGAACUCGGAACCGUCCAUCAACAGCUCGACGGCAAUUUCGUAUGACGUCACUCAAAGAAGCGACAGACCGACCCAAGUCUCGUCGAUCUCAAUUGGUAGGUUAUUCAAAAAACUUGCUCAUAAUCUAAAGCAGGUGCGCAAAAAUGAAUAUUUUUCAACGAAUAUCGUGUGAUUCAAACUCAUCUUGUUCUGUUCAAAACGUAUUUUGAAUGACACGCGAGGAGAUAAAUUACUUCGAAUUCUCAAGUUUAAAUGAACUCGCGGAUUUCAGAGCGUGAAUUGAACAUCAGUGAAGUCAACGGAGAAGUGAGCAACUUGACUGGCACACCGUCGUUCGUUGCCCAGAGCAGCGGCUGGCCCAGCCAAGUGUCCUCGCUCGUUUCGACUUGUGAGUCAUUUGAAAAAAAUCCAGCGUUUUCAUAACAAAAAGCCUCUCGCAUAAAUUGAUUACUUUUCCUAGAAAAAUUAACAACCCUCUCCUUUUAAGAAGCUCUUGAUUAUUUUUCAUUUUCAUAGUGUGAAACGGUAGUUUGAAGAUAGAGAAAUAUCAAUUUUUUUGUGAGAAAAUGAUUCGAAAUAAAUGAAAUGGAUAAAAAAAUCAAACAAAAACUGAAAUACCCAAUUAAAGAGUCGGAUUGUUUCCUAUUAGUUCGUCUCACUGCCUUUCAAAAAACAAAGAUUUUCGAGAAUCGAGUUUCAGAUUUUCGAACUCCGACGUCGCCGCUCUUGCUCUCCACGCCGGCCGACCAAUCUCAACCGAUUCCAUGUGAUCUGACCGUUGAGAACGACGUCUCGCCGGGUUUUUCCCAUAUUUCCAUUCUGUUACCAAGAUUCUGCAAUUCAGAUCACAUCGGGCACGUCUCAGUCGAUCAUGGAAGUGAUGGGUUGGCUGGAGAACCUGCCGACGUCUCAAGCGCCGGCAGGCCCAGUCUCCUGUCGAUCACAACCGGUAUGUUACUCAGAAAUUUUAGCAUAUAUUUUCAUAAAUACAAAAAAAAUAUCACCUUUCACGAAAAUUUCUGGCAGCGGGGCUUUUUUAACAGUUUUGAAACCAAUUUUGGUUGUAAUGAAGAGGAACUCCAAUUAUCAGCUCUUCUGAGAAUUUACUGACAACCUUUUGGAUUGAUCCAAACCUAGAGUAUUUUUGAAAUCGAACUUUCAGACAACGACGCUCCGAUCUCGCCAUUGGUGACAUUCACUCCGAUUGAAAGCCUCGACAUCGUUCCCCACCUUUUGCACAAUCGGAACAUCGGUUUGUCUCGUUUUUUCGUCAAGCUCAGAUCCAACAGAAGAUAUCUUUCAGAUGAAAUGAGUUUAGACUUCAAUGAAAUCAAAAAAAAAAGCUAGCUUUCUAAAAACAAAAAAGAAUUUUCCGUGAAGUGUACCUAUUUUUUUAUAAAUUGAUUCCCGUUUCCGAGAAAAAAAUACUUUUGAAUUUCAGUUCUGAAGCUGAUGAAUACCUUUUCAGAGCCCCCCCGAGAUCCCAACUUGCCCAAGCCAAUGCCGACGUUUACCGCCUUUUCUUCGCAGGAGCCGGUUCACUUCACGGUGAUGCAUAAUCGAGGUCUCCCAUAGUUUCCAUAUGAAAGUAUCUUCCACAUGACCAUCGACCAAACAUUCAACUUUUGAACAACCCAAUUUCUUCUUUGGUUUUAGCACCCUUUUGGAUUUUCUCUCAUUCAUCAACAUAAAAGUUCUUAUUUUUCAGCUCCUCCGAAAAAAGAUGUUUUUCCUUUCAUCUAGUUGUUCAAUCGUGUUCAAACUUUGAGAGAAAAAUUGUCUUCUUCUGAAAAAUAUUAUAGAUUUUUCAUGUCUUUCAUUUAGCUUCUCAAUUUUUCUUCAAACGGUUUUUCCAUAAUCCUUUUAUUUAUGAACUUUUCAGAGAAUCGAGAGGAAAUCGGAACCGAUAUCGCAGAACUCCGUUCUCCUGGACCUCGUCGAGCUUCUCCCUUGAACCCGACUUUCGGUGAGAAUUUCCUCUCAGAUAGUUCCGCUGUUCUUAAUGAAGAUACAUGAACAAGCGCAUUAUUUUUGUGACAUAAAACAACUGUUUUAAUUCUAAAAAAAUAAAAACAAUGUUCAGCAGGAAAAAAAGCAGGAAAUAAGAAGUUUAAUUCAAUUAAAACUACUUCUAAAUCGUGAUUUCGUUGAACCUUUGUUCUAAUAAAAAAAGGAAGGACACGUCAGAAUAGUAAAUUUUCAUUUUACAACAGAUAGUCGGAUUAAGACAAUUCAAAAAAAGUUCAUAUGGGUAGUCAACAUCAAGAGUUCCAUGGAAAAUUUCAGAAAUUUUGAGAAGACGAAAGAAAAUCUCAGAAGAAACUGUCUUCUUCAUUUUUUGUUGAAUUAUUGGUUUUUGUUCGCAUUCUAAUCAUUUAAAUCUUUUUGCUUUUCUUGCUAAGCUUGAAAAGCAUGUUUCGAGUUGUAGAAAAAACCGUAUAUCAAGAUUUUAUAUUUCUCCACAGGGAUGAGUCCGACUUCUCAAGACAAUCUGCACUCGGUUCGGAUUCCGUUCCCUUCGCCCUUGGCGUCGAAUGAACCUGAGACGGUGGCUGAAAAUGGCACCGCGGAGGUAUUUCUUUAGAUUCAAAAAUUCUUUUCGAGAAAAAUAAUUCAAAUCUUCUCGGAGUUCAGGAAAUGAUGAAGACCUGUCGUUUCAUUUCCUUCGAUAUCCGUUUCUAAAAACCGAAUAUGAAAGUUUUUCUGUGUGAGAAGUAUGACCUGAGCUCAGAGAACAGUUGUGAUUCAGGCUCAUUUCUUCGAAAAUGAAAAAUGUUCGUGGCAAAGUGGAUCAUGUCGAAAAAGGGAUUAAAAAAAAGCAAAACUUGUUUUUUCUCCUUGUUUCCAAACACUGUAGUCGUUUCUCAUCCGAAAUCUCCUGGGAAACUAGAUGAGAAAAAAAAAGGACUUUUUCCCAUCAAAACGCCCAGUCUAUUUCUAUCCAAUAUCCGUCUUCAUGAUUCACUUCAGGCCGAUCCUGUGGCGGCAGAGAGCGUCGACCCCGAGGCGGGAAAUUCCAAGGAUUAG
Molecule: messenger RNA, 12116 nt
Organism: Caenorhabditis auriculariae
Lineage: Eukaryota; Metazoa; Nematoda; Chromadorea; Rhabditida; Rhabditidae
Source: the annotation of a GenBank genome assembly